CGUACUUACUCCUCUCUUUUUAAAAUGGUUCAUCAGUGAAGCGUAACAGUAAAAUCGCUCGGUUAUUUAAGAGCGCCGCUGAGAAACAGAAGCCCUGUAUUUGAGUCUUACUUCAAUAUAAGCGCCAUGACGGAGCCUUUUAACUAUAUUUUUGCGGUUUCCUAUGAUGGUGAGCUUUUCAAGGGAUCUCCUCCCGAAAGCGCCCAGGCGAGCUGGUUGACCUCAGCUAGUCGAAUCGGGACUAAGGGAUGGGCAAACUUUAGCCAUCUGCUCUUCAACCCUGACGGUACCUUAUAUGGCGUUGUGAAUGACAAGUUCUAUAAAGGACCGACCCCUCACAGAACAUCAGCUGAGGAAUGGAUCGCGCAAGCAACGCUGAUCGGGGACGGGGGGUGGGGUGCGUUCCGUUUUCUGUUCUUUGAUCCUCAUGGCGUGUUGUAUGGAGUUACAGAGGACAAGCUUUACAAGAGGGAACCUCCGUCCAGCGACGAAGACCACUGGCUAGGAUCUGCCAAUCUAUUAGGGGCUGAAGGAUGGGGUGAUUUCGAAUUCCUCUUCUUUGACCCAGAGGGAAAGCUAUAUGGUGUGGUGAAUGGCAAGUUACAUAAGGGGGACCCGCCAAAGGACAGACACGACGCUUGGUUGGGUUCGUCCACGCUCUUCAAAGGCGAGCUAUGGGGAGACUUCCGUCAUCUAUUUUUCACGAGUAAUGGUCACUUAUGUGGUGCGCAUGACAGCUUUUACAAAAAGUCUCCUCCCAUUGGACUUGAUUGGUUAGCUUACGAAUCGAAUAUGGUUGGUCAUGGUGGUUGGCAUAUGUUUAAAUUACUGAUAUCACCACUACCUCAGAAGUAAGAUGUCACCAUGGAAAUGGUAGCCAUGGAAACGGUGCUAUUAUACUGACUACUGUUAUUCUCUGUCGUUAUGUUAUAGUCACCCUAAUCCUAUAAGUGAAACGUGGUCUACUUGUGUGUUAGGGUGAAGUGAGAAGGUAGCGAGCGGUUAGCAGAGUUUUUGGUGCCCUACCUGUGUGUUGGGAUGAUGUGACGUCACAGCUUCCUUAAUUUGCUUGACCUCAGAGCACGUGACUCCGCCGAUGAUAAAGAAUACGAGAAGCGGGAGGUCGUUAGGGCGGGGUUUACUGACGUUCAUAAACAAGCUACAGAGAGAAAAAGACAAAGCACCGUCAGCUAAGAGAUCAUGCCUUCCCCUUAAGAUCUGAUUAAAACUAACAAACAAAAUAAUCAAAAUACUAGAAUUCCUCUAACAUCGUCAUACUAAGUAUAAAUUAGAAAACUUUUUUUUUAAGGUUAACGUAAUGUAAACAUUCAUCAAAAGUUUAUUAUAAUCUAUUGUAUUGUACUCCAACAAACUUAACAAUAUCGGGCACAUUCCUUGUAUGUGCCAAAGUAUUGUACCAGGAAAGCCUGCAGCUACAUAUCUUACAAUUUAUGCACAAACAUAUCUCCAUACAUUCAUUUAUACAACUAUUGACAGUAGCCUUGGCUACCUGUGGGUCUUUGGCUCCCUGUGGUUCAAAGCGAUUCCCGUACCUGAAGCCAGUCUUGAUGAAGUCUUUGAUACCAUGUGAUUUGAAUUCCACGUCCACAAGCUCGGGUUUCUCAGCGCUAAAUAUAGCAUCUAUGACCUGCGAAACACCACUGGUUAGAUGCGUAGCUAGAGGCUCGGGCGAUAGGAUAGUUUUACGCAGAUAUAAAAAAUGUAAAGUUUAAGGGUAGUUAUGUUUAACUUCUUAGUCGUCGCAGACUACCAGAAAUCAAUACCUCUACGCAUUGUACCUGAUUGGUUAAUACCUUUUCACCUUGUACCUGAUUGGUUAAUACCUUUUCACCUUGUACGUGAUUGGUUAAUACCUCUUCACCUUGUACCUGAUUGGAUAAUACCUCUACACUAAUCGAGUCAAGUGUUGCAAGAGUUACCUGGAAACGUUUGAAAGCAGUAUUUAAAUUGUAAUUUCGAGACAUAACUCUUCCUAGAAGAACUUACCUGUUUGACUAGUGGCUGGUAGGAGGGUUCUUUUAUCGCUGUUGCUUCCUGGUAAACACGUCUGGCCAAAAACAAACACAACAGGAGAAAAAUGAAGAACAUAUUUUAUGGAAUUCGUAGAUAUAAAUAGUGGUACAUGAAACUAUGCAAAACUUUAUACUAUUUCAGUGCCGUAACAGGCCUCGAAUAAAGGAGGGCACACUACAGAAACUUUAA
This is a messenger RNA of Nematostella vectensis (starlet sea anemone), 2223 nucleotides long. RefSeq names its product tachylectin-2. The coding region runs from base 127 to 855 and encodes 242 amino acids. The record is from RefSeq and is a predicted model, not a curated record. The transcript is spliced from 2 exons. Lineage: Eukaryota; Metazoa; Cnidaria; Anthozoa; Actiniaria; Edwardsiidae.